Messenger RNA from Frankliniella occidentalis (western flower thrips), 1864 nucleotides. Its product is annotated as proline-rich proteoglycan 2-like. Gene Ontology annotation, molecular function: protein tyrosine/serine/threonine phosphatase activity; polynucleotide 5'-phosphatase activity. Gene Ontology annotation, biological process: protein dephosphorylation. The transcript is spliced from 9 exons. Bases 145 to 1422 code for a protein of 425 amino acids. The record is from RefSeq and is a predicted model, not a curated record. Lineage: Eukaryota; Metazoa; Arthropoda; Insecta; Thysanoptera; Thripidae.
UAUACACGUGUGUUGUGAGGUUGGGAAUAUGGGAUUAGAUUGUGUUUACGUUCAAAAUUUCAUACAUACAUUGCAUGUUAUUUUAGAAAUGUUUCUAUUGUUAUAAGAAAAUAUAUGUUGGUACUGUAGUUAAAGAACGACAAAAUGGGUGGUGGUAUACCUGAUAGGUGGAUCCCUUAUAAUAAUGUGGGCAGCGUCAUUCCUGGGACAAGAUUCAUUGCCUUCAAAGUACCCCUCAAAGAGGCGCUGUGCAACAAUCUGCCUGAAAAGAAGUUGGCGUUCACCCCACGCAACCUUCUCGACCAGUGCCCGAACCUUUCGCUUGUGAUCGACCUGACCAACACGAUGCGUUACUAUGAUAAAAGGACGUUCCAGGAGAAGUCUGUGCUGUACGAGAAGAUCUUCUGCCCCGGUCACGUGAUCCCACCCAAGGAUAUCGUCAGAAAGUUUUUCCAAGUUGUGGACGCCUAUCUGGAGGAGCACAAAGAUGAGGAUGGUCUGAUCGGAGUCCACUGCACGCAUGGAGUCAAUCGGACGGGGUACUUCAUCUGCAAGUACAUGAUCGAGCGGUUGGGGAUGCCGCCCGAAACGGCUAUUAACGACUUCAACACGGCGCGUGGCCACAACAUCGAGCGCGAGAACUACAUCCAGGAUCUGAUGCACCCGAGGGCGGAGGCGGCGAGCGGGCGCCCUAGGAGCCGCGACCGCGGGCGGAGGGCGGACAAGCGUCGAAGGCCGGCGGGCGACGACGGCGGCGGCCAGGACGCAGAGGGCGAGGCCAAGCGCUCCCGGAGCGGCGGCGGCGACCGCGACCAAGGGCGGCGCGCCAAGAACAGGCUGCAGCUGGCCACGGACAGGAGGGACGCCAAGACGAAACUGCAGCACGACGAGCGGCGGCGGCAGCGCAGGGAACAGGGCUGGCGACCCCACAGCCCGCUCGACAGACCGCCUCAUGGCCCACCCUAUGGCCCACCCCAUGGCCCACCGGGCGGUCCGCCCUAUGGCCCACCCCAUGGCCCACCAGGUGGUCCACCCUAUGGUCCACCCCAUGGCCCACCCCAUGGACCACCAUAUGGCCCACCCCAUGGUCCACCUCAUGGUCCACCCCCAGGUGUUCCGCCCUUUGGCCCACCGCAUGGUGCACACCACGGCCUACCCUAUGGUCCACCGCGUGGUCCGCCCUUCGGCCCGCCGCGUGGACUUCCCCGUGGUCACCCACCCGGCCAGCCUGGCCGUUCUUAUGGCCCACCUCCGGGUCCCGGUUUUCAGAGAGCCCGCAGAGACGCUCUCGCUGCGGCCUCUGGCCGGCCGGGCAGCAGAGGGCGGCCGCACUCCCGGGACGGCGCCAGACCCCACGACCGGAUAGGGGGUUACGGGGGACCUUCCACCAGCGACCGCGGCCCGGGCCCGCUGGACGACUGAGAAACGGGUAGGUGGCUGACAAGUUUUAUUAAUAUUUAGCUAUAAAAAAUGAGCACUAGUGUAAUUGCUUUAGGUGAACAAAUUGUGGGAAUAUGUAGGAAGCCAAUACUGUCACCGUUGUAGACCUUUAUAUACUGCGAAAACGUGGAAUGUGCAAUUUUUCAGCGUGUUGAGGCGACAAAUCAGUAAUGUUUUUUUCGCGAUUGUGGUGGAUGAAGAAAGACGUUUUGUUUGUUAAUGUUUCUUUUUGCUACAAUUUUAUACGAUUGAUUAUAUAUUGUAAGUCUGAAAUUACGUUAUUACAAUUUCUUUAUAUGGUGAUAUUUUUCUUAAUUUAACUUACUCAUUUGGAAAAUAAAAAUAUUUGUACGAUAAGAUUAUAACGUAUUUGUGUGACGAUUAAACUGAACGAAAAUAGGGGCAUGUUUUCCAAACAACAAAA